UACAUAGAGCAGAAACAUAUAUAAUAUACAAAAGAAAAGGCUAGGUUAUUAAUUAAAAAGGACCCAAAAUUAUUCCAAUAUGGACCCCCUCUUUUACAUGGUAUAAAUGGAGCCUGGCCAUCCAACAAUUCAUUGCAGAAAAAAGCUCCUUUCCCUCUCUCUUUUCCUGCUCCCUCCGGGCUUCAAGUUCCAGCAGCUUCCUGCUAUUCCUGUUACAUCACUCUGUCAGGAAAUAUGUCUAAGGAAGCAGACCUAAAGAAGAUUGAACUGAAGGUUUCUGUUAUCUGCUGCGAUGGCUGCAAGAGGAAAGUUAAGAAGAUUUUACAGGGUAUUGAAGGUGUUUUAAAGACUGAAAUUGAUCCUAUACAACCCAGAGUAACAGUCUUAGGAAAUGUGGAUCCACAAAUCCUGAUAAGAAAAUUACAGAAAGCUGGAAAACAAGCAGAACUAUGUAGCUUGGGGAGUCAGAAUGCUGGAAAAGAAAAGAAAGAAGCAGAUAUUGCACCAGUGUCAAUAAAAGAGAAAGAAACACCAAAAUCUGAGUCUGUUCAAGCAAAAUCCUCGGAAACAUUAGGCAAUGCUACUGAUAAAACUAAAGAAGCUAAAAGUACUGGGAAAGAAGGUGAGAACAAAGCUCCAAAGAAUGAUCAGAAGGAGGCAGGAAGCAAUGUAAACUCUUUAAUUCCUGAAGUUGUUAAAAAGGAAAAUCCUGCCCCACCUCAACCGCAAGCGAGCGAGACCAAGUAUCCGAACAUGUUUCAGGAUUUGAGUAAUGUCUGCACCUGGAAUCAGUACUGCUACAAGGUUGAACCUUAUGCAGUUGCAAUGCCCUAUUAUGCAAUUCCAUCAUAUACAGUUGCUCCUCUACCUCCAACAUGCUAUGGCCAGGAAUACUUAAAUCAAGAAAGGCCAGUGUUUCAACCACAGUUCCAGACACCUGCAGCACGAGUUGGGGAUUACUUUAGCGACGAAAAUACAGUGGGAUGCCAUGUGAUGUGAGGCCUGAAAAACUAUGCACCGAAGAUAAGGAAGAGGCAGUUAGUCCUUGGUUGGAUGAUUCAUUCAAUCAUACUUUUUUAAGGACAGAAUUAGCCAGCCUUUUCUUCUGUAGUCUACAUGGCUAUUUCUCAUUUUUUCUCCUUCUUCUUCCUCUUUGAUGACAAUUAGGACUGUCACUAUGCAAGCUUUUGUAAUACUUAAUUCUUAGCAAUCUAAUUCCUUGGAAUUCAUGACUUCAUCGAAGAAGAAAUAUAUA
This is a messenger RNA of Ricinus communis (castor bean), 1255 nucleotides long. Its product is annotated as heavy metal-associated isoprenylated plant protein 35. Gene Ontology annotation, molecular function: metal ion binding. The transcript is spliced from 3 exons. The record is from RefSeq and is a predicted model, not a curated record. Lineage: Eukaryota; Viridiplantae; Streptophyta; Magnoliopsida; Malpighiales; Euphorbiaceae. The coding region runs from base 235 to 999 and encodes 254 amino acids.